GAUGUCUUGGGGCAUUAGGGCUGCUUCUGCUAAUCCUCGGUGGCAUUGUUGUAGGGUUAUUUGAGCCGUUUGUGAAUUCAUUUGUAUAUAAGGAACUUGUCAUCCGCAAUGGGACAGAUGUAUACCAAACAUGGAAACAUCCUCCAGUUGUGCCUCACCUCCGUAUUUACUUCUUCAAUGUCACCAACAAAGAGGAGUUUCUGUCUGGGGAAAAGCCAGUUUUGCAGGAAGUGGGGCCCUAUUGCUACAGAGAACAUUGGGAAAAAGUGAAUGUUGCAUUCCACGACAAUGGCACAGUGUCAUAUGAGACACAGAAGCAUUAUUAUUUUGAAAGAGAAAUUUCAGUUGGAUCUGAAGAUGAUAUCAUCACCACCUUGAACAUUCCCAUGGUGUCAGCAGUAUCUCAAUGGAGAUUUGCCCAAAGGUUGGCUAAAUUAGCCCUUUCCUCGAUGCUAGAGGUGCUGAAUGAAAAACCCUUUGUUACUCACACUGUUGGUGAAUUUAUGUGGGGAUAUGAUGAUCCACUACUCAAGAUAGCCAAAGACAUCAUUCCACCAGACCAGCGGCUACCAUACGAUCAGUUUGGAUUCUUCAUAGAGAAAAAUGGCUCCAAUGAUGGCUUAUUCAAUGUUUUCACCGGAGUACACGACAUGACAAAAUAUACCACUAUUGACACCUUCAACCGUGAGCAAGAACUGUCCUUUUGGAAAACAGAUGAAUGCAAUCAAAUUAAAGGGACUGAUGGGUCCUCUUUCCCACCUGGGGUGACAGAAGAUACUGUUCUCUACAUGUUCAAUGAAAAUUUGUGCCGUUCAAUACCUCUUACCUUCUGGCAUGAUAUUGAAGAAGAUGGUAUACUUGGCAUGAGGUUUUCUCCACCAAUUGAUGUAUUUGCUAAUACAACAGUUAAACCAGAUAAUGACUGUUAUUGUGUUGGAGGACCACCCUGCAUAGGAGGAGGUGUCUUCAACAUAAGCAUAUGCAAAUUUGGUUCCCCUUCAAUAAUAUCCUGGCCACAUUUCUACCAAGCUGACCCAAAAUUCUUGAAUGCAGUUGAUGGUCUCCAGCCAGAUGCAGAAAAACAUGCGAUGUACAUUGAUGUGUCCCCACGCACAGGAUCUCCUCUCAGAGCACAGGCUCGUUUACAAAUAAACAUUGCUAUUCCACAUGUUCCCGAGGUCAAGCCAGCAGCCAGGCUUAGGGAAAUUAUCUUCCCUGUAUUAUGGUUUGAAGAUGGUGUGUCUGAGCUACCAGCAAAUAUUGUCGAGCUACUUCAGUUUGCUGAAAAUGUUCCAGCUGUAGUAAAAUCCAGUUUGCUCAUGGCAUUUUUCAUUAUUGGAGCAAUACUGGUGGUAGCUGUAGGUGUCUCCUUGUUGGCAGAAUACUUCAACUUGCCUAUUCCAUUCUUGAAUCCCAAUUAUUCUAUUGAAACUAUUGAAGGCAAAAUGAACAACACCCCACCAACUCCAACCCAUAAACCUGAGUUAACUGGCCACACUAAUACUAUGGUGUCAGAAAACCCUGACAAUGACUUUGCCUGAUAUCACUGGACAGUCCCAUACAUGAACAGACAGAUAUAUAGUAACAGCCAUUACCCAGCAGGUUAUUCAGCUGGUUAUUAUCCAGAUCAUCUUUACUUGCAUGCACACCACAGACCACAGCCUGGCGUCGCAAGUUCCGUCAGUAGCUCUGGGGUUCCUCAGUGGGCUACUUGGAGGUCACCAUAUCCCAGGUAUCCACAAGAUAGUCAUCAUUAUAUUACAACAUAUCAAUCACAAAAUCAUGGUGUUCAUUUACAUGCCCAGCCUUAUCCUACAUAUCAACGGAGGAUGCAAAUGCUACAUCCUGAUGUCAUUUCAGCUGGUACUGGAAAGUUUCAUGUCAGAAAAAAUAAUUUUUUAAUGUGAGAAGCAAUCUCCAAGAUCUGUUACUAUUUUAAAGAUUUUUAAAUCUUGGAUUUAUUUUUUAUAAUUUUGAUCUGCCAUGUUUGUUCGUGUGUGUGUGUGUGACUGUCCUACUGAUAUAUAAACUUUUCAUAGUGACUGAUGAAUUAUAUGUAUAUUCAGAUGUUGUUUACAAUGUGAGUUAGUUACGAUGUAAAGUCUCAAUUUGAAAUGUUAAUAUUUAGGGUUUUAAUUAUCUGACCAUUUUGCCGUAUAAAUCCAUUAACCAUUGUUUAGUUUUAGACUGUCAAAACUUUUAAGUGGUAAAAGAAUGAAACACACCUCUGCUCGGUUAUUUUCCCAAUAUCUGACGAUCGGUUGAUCAUCUAAAUGUAUUUUUAUAGAAAGUCCUUUUUAAUAGUGUUCUACCAUACUGUGUACUAUGUACAUCUAGAAGAUAUGAAGCAAGGGAGUUCAUUUGCUCUACACAAUCAAUGACAUUAUGUCUAUUUUUCUGUAUAUUUUGGGUGUAAACAUCACAGUUAAAGCUGUGAGUAAAGUAUAUUUUGGAUUUUCAUAAAAUGUAGAUAUUUUUUAUACAGUUAUUAAAUUGAUAAGUUUUA
Messenger RNA from Homarus americanus (American lobster), 2506 nucleotides. Its product is annotated as lysosome membrane protein 2-like. Gene Ontology annotation, molecular function: scavenger receptor activity. NCBI's taxonomy places the organism in Eukaryota, Metazoa, Arthropoda, Malacostraca, Decapoda, Nephropidae. The record is from RefSeq and is a predicted model, not a curated record. Gene Ontology annotation, cellular component: lysosome; membrane; cytoplasm.